AUGGCCGAUUACCUAGCCUCCAUCUUUGGCACUGAAAAGGACAAGGUCAACUGCUCCUUCUACUUCAAGAUCGGCGCCUGUCGACACGGCGAACGCUGCUCUCGCAUCCACAAUAAGCCGACCUUCAGUCAGACCAUUCUCCUGCAGAAUCUCUAUCAGAAUCCGCAGAAUGUAACGCAGUCGUCGGAUCCACUGGGAAAAGAAAUGACCAUCCAGCGGGUGAAGACGAUGAGCGACGAGGACGCACAGGAGCACUUUGACGACUUCUUCGAGGACGUCUUCAUCGAGCUGGAGGACAAGUACGGCGAGAUUGAGGAGAUGAACGUCUGCGACAACCUCGGGGACCACCUCGUGGGCAAUGUCUACGUCAAGUUUCGCCGCGAAGAGGACGCCGAGCGGGCGGUGGCCGA
This is a messenger RNA of Rhagoletis zephyria (snowberry fruit fly), 410 nucleotides long. Lineage: Eukaryota; Metazoa; Arthropoda; Insecta; Diptera; Tephritidae. The record is from RefSeq and is a predicted model, not a curated record.